Oncorhynchus kisutch (coho salmon) is the source of this 1099-nucleotide messenger RNA. RefSeq lists its product as uncharacterized. The transcript has 4 exons. The record is from RefSeq and is a predicted model, not a curated record. Gene Ontology annotation, cellular component: nucleus. Gene Ontology annotation, biological process: positive regulation of DNA-templated transcription. NCBI's taxonomy places the organism in Eukaryota, Metazoa, Chordata, Actinopteri, Salmoniformes, Salmonidae. The annotation marks the transcript as partial.
CCACAGAGUCUCCACCGUCAGAACCCCUCCCACGUGGACCCCAUCACAGCCCAUCCAGGCGUCGCCCUGGAGACCAGCUGCUCUCCCGAGGGGCCGGCGGAGGGAGAGUGCUGUAGGAGCUGCACCCCUCCGUCUGCACCACCUCCUCUGCCCUCUAUGCCCACCAUGGGGGUGACCACCUUGGAAGGCGUGGAGGUCUGCCAGGAUGGGGAGGACUUCUGCCUGGCCACAGAAGGAAGGAUGGAGGUGCUUGGUGCCCAGGAGUCAUCGAUGGGCGAGAUGUCACCGCAGAGGAAUAACGAGAACAGGUUAUCUUUCCAGAUCUUCCCAGACCCAGUGGAGGUGUAUCUGAGUCCAGAGGGCUCUCCCAAUCACCUGCAGCAGUUCAGUCCCUCUGAGAAGGAGCGGCUUCCCUCCAUCGUGGUGGAACCCACGGACGUGAGCGAAGUGGAGAGUGGCGAGUUACGGUGGCCCCCGGAGGACAUGGACUUCUGUUCUGAGGAGGAUGAAGAUCUGUUCCUGGAGCAGUGUAUCCCCCCGGCCAAUAUUGCAGACUGGGGAGAGGAGGAAGAGACGUCUGUUCUCAACCACGAGCAGAACACAUCCCUCAUUGACCUCCAGUCAGAUGCGUUCAGGGAUGAAACACCCAUUCUACCACCAAGCAGUUCACCUGCUCUGAACUGAGCCACCAACCUCACCCCUAUACCCCUGUUAUCUUCCUGAGGAAACCCCUCACAGACCAUGGGUCACAAGUCAACAUGAAACAGAUUCCUGGACAGAAUGGAACUACAGUUCAAAUAUUGUCCAACAAUGAAAGGGGAAAAGCUUCUAUGUUAUGUAAAUAAGUUAAGUUAUACAGUAGUGUAAUGUUCUAUGCAAAAUGUCAUAAAUAAAACCAAGGACAGCUCUGAGGGAGAAGUGUUAUCUGAAGGAGUAGUGUGAAGGAGAAUAUCUAACAAUAUCUAGCAAGGGUAUUUAAUUUAAGGAAAAGGACAUUUUUGUUUGGACACACCUACUAACACACCUACUAAUUCAAGGGUUGUUCUUUAUUUGUACUAUUUUCUACAUUGUAGAAUAGUGAAGACAUCACAACAAUGUA